GUAACAAGUCCUGCCUCCACUCUGCAGCAGGCUGUGAGAGGGGAGGCAGGAGGGUUUUUCUUUUCUUUUCUUUUUUUUGUGUGUCGGUUUUGGUUGGAAAGACAUAAGUCGGAGUUUAUUGAGAAGGGCAGGUAAAGCAGCCAAACUCUUUCAACGCGUGGAAGAAACGGGAUUUGAGAGUCGCGAAAAAGGGGGAUUAUAAUCUGAAAAUGCCCGCAGCCAUGGAUGUGAGGAGAAACUCGGAGGUGUGUGGGCGGUUUCCAGACAAACAUGACUGCCAACAAGAGUUCGAAGGCUGUGCCUCAUGCAGGAGGGGGUAAAGCUCCGCGGGACGUGCCCGACAGGUGCCAGUCGGCAUCACCGUGUCCUGUUCUCUCUGCCAGUCAGGUGCAGAGCCAGCAGCCUCUGCUCAGCGACAGUGACAGCUCUGGGAAGCAGAGUAGGUACGUCAGGACUGACGGCAGGUUCCUGGUACGUGCUGGCUGGAACAGAAAAACUGCUACCUUGUGCAGUGGUGCAUCUCUCAUAGGUGACACUGACUCCCAAGGCCGUCUCACCAAGUCAAAGAGCAUCAGCUGCCUGGACAACAGGCUCUCCAUCUAUAAGCCGCCAGCUCAAACCAAGUCCUGUCAGGACAGUCAGGGCUUCCAGGAGCAGAAGGAGACACAAGGGGAUCUCUCUCCAGGAGAUGGACUUAAUGGUAGGCCCCUGAGUUGGAGCACGCUUUCACUGGGACCUUCCUCUAACCAAAGACACAAACGCACCCUCUCUCUCAGCCGCUCAGUUGCAGGUGUUCCCCCUGCCACAAUCCGCAAAAAGAUCUCAGAAUGGGAGUGCAGAAGGGUGGCUCUGCCUAGGAUGAGCUUGUGUCUAGAUAAAAGAGCGGGAGAGCGUGUAGGAGGCAGUGAGGGCUGCCCAAGCCUCCUCUCCUCUCCCUGUAGCGAGAAAACAUUUGACUUUAAGGGGGUUCGCAGGAUGAGCACAGCUUUCUCCGAAUGCUCCUACACAGAGACAGAAGAAGAGGAAGGAGUUUCAGGCAAAGACAGCGUGGGUCGCUUCCAGAAAAGGAUAGGCAAAUCAGAAUCAACAUUUGUACGUUCCCUGUCUGCUCGGAAGGAGACGUCUGCAGUCCUCAACAGGAUUCAAAAGAUAGAGCAAGCCCUGAAGGAGAAUCCCAGCCCAUCGCCUCCACGUUACCUAAGUAAUUGCUAUACUCCAGACAAGACAAGACAAAAGUCUUUUGUGAUAGGUGAUGAUUUGGACAGCACAUGCACCAGUAAGCGCAGCAGCAUUUGCUCAGUUGCUACUGAACCAGAUGCUGUUUUAGUGUCUGAUAAGCUCUCUAAACUCAGACAGAGGUUUAGUGUUAGCUCCGCCAGAUCCGAGAGUCCAGAACCCCCAAGCCAGCAGAUCUCUGUCGGCACUCCAGUCAACCCCUUACCUAAACCCAAACGCACUUUUGAGUAUGACGCCAAAGGGGACCAGAAGGGCACACUGCCAGCCAAUGGACUACCUCCAAACAGAGCCUCUGAGUCUCCCCCACCUCUGCCCUCGACCCCUGCACCCAGCAUGACUCGAACGGUGAAGGCAGAGGGGAGCACCCCAAUGAGACUCCAGGACAGAGAGUCGUGUGAGUCGGAGGAUGCUACGAGUCUGCCAUCUUCAUAUCUGUCUUCACCUACAGAGAAUGGCACAUUAACCACAGACACACGGAGUCGACCCAAUUCCAAAAGCACUUUAGAGGAGAAUGCUUAUGAGGACAUAGUAGAGAAGGAGAACCCAUAUGAGGAUGUUGACCUGAAACGGAAGAGUUUGGGUCGAAAGUCUUGUCUGCUGCUGGAGAGCAGCAGAUCGUGGACCACCAUGGACAGGAAGCUGAACUCUCCACCUCAGUUGCCUUCCAAACCCAGUAGCCAGUCCCUUCGCCUCCCCGGUCCGAGUGACAGGAAGAGCCACCGGAUAUCACAGUUGUCCAAACGCUACAGCCACGAUGAAAUGCUGCUUCUCCCCCAGCUGGGUGUAUCAACUUCAUCUUGUGGCUUGCUGGAUGAUAGCCUCUGUAGCACCAGUGAUACCCUGGCCUCGCACAGGCACUGGAGGAUCCCCAAGCUGGUCCAGAGGAUCAACUCCAUCUACUGCACUAAACGUGGGAAGAAGAGGCUGAAGAAGCUGUCCAUGUCCAAUGUUGAGACUAUAUCUCUGAGAGAUGACAACAGUGAGAGUGAGAGUGACUCUGACGACAGGUUCAAAGCUCACACCCAGAGGUUGUUGAAACUGCAGUCCAUCCUUCGACGGGCCCCCAGCUACCGCACACUGGAGCUGCAGCUCAUUGAGUGGCAGGAGAGAGAACUCUUUGAGUAUUUUGUGGUUAUUUCUCUAAAAAAGAAACCCAGCAAAAACUCCUACUCCCCAGAGGUCACCUACCAGUUCCCCAAGCUAGAGAGGCCCAGCAAGCAGAUGAGGGAAGCAGAGCAGAGACUCAAAGCCAUUCCUCAGUUCUGUUUCCCAGAUGCAAAAGACUGGAGACCUGUGUCCGAGUACACCAGCGAGACCUUCUCCUUCAUGUUGACCGGAGAGGAUGGCAGCAGGAGGUUUGGGUACUGCAGACGCCUGCUGCCAACUGGGAAAGGACCUCGCCUUCCAGAGGUGUACUGUGUCAUCAGCAGACUGGGCUGUUUUGACUUGUUCUCCACGAUCCUGGAUGAGGUGGAGCGGAGGCGGGGCGUCUCUGCAGCCCUGGUCUACCCCUUCAUGAGGAGUCUGAUGGAGUCGCCCUUUCCUGCACCAGGGAAGAUUAUCAAAGUUAAGACAUUUCUGCCCGGUGCAGGAAAUGAGGUCAUUGAGCUGAGGCGACCCACCGAUUCCAGACUGGAGCAUGUGGACUUUGACAGUCUGUUCAGUUGCCUCAGUGUACGGCAGGUGUUACGAGUCUUUGCUUCACUGCUGCUGGAGCGUAGAGUCAUCUUUGUGGCUGAUAAACUCAGUACCCUGUCUAGCUGCAUGCAUGCGGUGGUGGCGCUUCUCUACCCCUUCUCCUGGCAACACACCUUUAUCCCCGUGCUUCCAGGCUCCAUGUUGGAUAUUGUUUGCUGUCCCACUCCCUUCCUGGUAGGGCUGCUGUCCAGCUCUUUGCCGAAGCUCAAGGAGUUGCCUGUGGAAGAGGCUUUAAUGGUUGACCUGGGAACUGACCGAUUCCUCCGCCAGAUGGACGAUGAGGCCUCACUGUUGCCUCGGAAACUUCAGGCCGCUCUUGAGCAAGCGCUGGAGCAGAGGAAUGACAUCAUCAACCAGGACUCUGACAGUGAGUCAGACGAAGAGUAUAACUCCUUGAACAGCCUGGUGUCAGAGGCCUUCAUCCGCUUCUUCCUGGAGACCAUCGGCCAUUACUCCCUGUUCAUCGCUCAGAAUGAGCGCGGAGAGCGCGUUUUCCAAAGAGAGGCCUUCCGCAAGUCUGUGGCGUCUAAAAGCAUCCGUCGUUUCCUGGGCGUCUUCAUGGAGUCUCAGAUGUUUGCAGGGUUCAUUCAGGAUCGGGAGCUGAGGAAGUCCCGGGCUAAAGGUCUGUUUGAGCAGAGGGUGGAUCAGUAUCUGGAGGAGCUGCCAGACACAGAGCAGAGUGGAGUCAACAAGUUUCUGAAAGGCCUUGGAAGUAAAAUGAAGUUUCUCCACAAAAAGAACUGAAGGGAAACCAUCCCCCUGUUUUAAGUCAUCCCACAAACUGAAGACCUGAUGUCUCAAGUCUGCAUUCUGAUGAUUCUCACUUUUGUGUCUUUUGUUUUUUUAUGUAAACAUGUACAUAUUAUUUCACUGUAAGCUGGCUGUGAUACUCUUCAGUGUAUGUUUAUAGUACCUUACGAGAUAGUGAUAGCAGGACGGUACACAGCGAGUGAGCCGUAGAGUAACCACUGAUGUCCAGGUAUGCUUGUGAAGAGUGUUAUUAGAAUGUGUGGGUGUGUGUGUCUUGACAUGGGCAUAGAUGUACAGUUAAUAUGUUUUCAUUUUUUUGCAUUAUUUCACGACAGUGUUGUCCUCUGUUUAAGGAGUGUAAAACCUAUUCAAAAACUGUAAAUGCAUCAAGACAAUGAAGAAAAUGAUUGUAACUCUUCAUAGAGUCUUUUGCAAUCUUUUAUUAAAAAAAAAAUAGUUAAAAUGCUUCAAA
Messenger RNA from Micropterus salmoides (largemouth bass), 4156 nucleotides. RefSeq names its product DENN domain containing 2B (gene dennd2b). The record is from RefSeq and is a predicted model, not a curated record. The transcript is spliced from 20 exons. Gene Ontology annotation, biological process: positive regulation of ERK1 and ERK2 cascade. Lineage: Eukaryota; Metazoa; Chordata; Actinopteri; Centrarchiformes; Centrarchidae. Bases 271 to 3678 code for a protein of 1135 amino acids.